UUUAUAUACUCACGUUGCUCUCACAUUCUCGCCAAUUCUCACCAACCAAACACAGUCUACCGUUCGCAGCCAUUAGGGUUUUACUGGGGCAGCUAUCUUGGACCGUUUCAGGGUACAAAUGAGUAAAGCAAGAGUUAAAGAUAGGAUCAGUGGGUUGCCUGAUCCAAUUCUUUGCCAUAUGCUUUCCUUCCUGCCAACAAAAUGUGCGAUGAGGUGCAGCAUUCUGUCUACAAGAUGGAAGAACAUUUGGAAUUCCGUUCCGAAUCUAGACUUCGAAAACAAAGAUAAGUCUGAAACUGUUGGUUUUAUGAAUUUUGUUGACCGUAUACUUAAAUUUCCCGGCUCAAUAGACAUUCAGAAAUUUCGUCUUCAUUGUUCCUAUGUUGGGGAUUACACUCGUAUCGAUGGUUGGAUUCGCACUGCCAUUAGGCGUAAGGCUGUUGAACUUGAUCUUGGUGUAUCUAAUACGGGCAAGACUUUGGAGUUACCCAAAAGCGUUUUCAUGUGCAAAACACUGGUGGUCUUAAAAGUGAAGUCAAAUGUUAUUACCUACAAUCCACCCACAUCUGGGUGUUUCCCAAGUCUCAAGUUUCUCCAUAUCACAGCUGAAGGUCCCUACUGUGACUCAGUGGAAAAUCUCUUAUCCUGUUGCCCGGUACUUGAAGAUUUGAUAAUAGAUAUAACGCUUGGUGUUCGAGGUUGCAAUUUCAAGAUCUCUGCUUCUGAACUAAAGAGGCUAAUUAUAACAUUCCACCAUUUAUUGAUUCAAUUAGGUGGGGAGAAAGUCUUUAUUAAUGCUCCGAAGCUUGAAAACUUUGACGUUAAGGAGGAUAUUUUGGCCAAUUAUUGUUUGGAGAAUGCGAAGUCCCUUGUCAAAGCCAAUGUCGAUCUCUAUUGCUAUUGUGUACAUCGAGAUGUAGAAUUUGUAACAAAUGCAACUGCACUCCUUGAAGGGAUAUCCAAUGUCAAAUAUCUCUGUCUUUCGGCUCGUGUUUUGUGGGAUCAUUGUCUGCCGGCUUUUGAUAAUUUGAGCGAGUUGAAGCUGGUUCUAUAUGAUUCCUAUAACUGGGAUUUGCUCAUGAAGUUGCUCGAUAAAUCACCUAAUUUGGAACAUCUUGUCUUAGAACACAAAGAAGACAAGGACUGUGUUCAACACUACUCGUUUGGACAACACUCAAAUUUUAAAUGUAACCUACCCUCAGAGUUUCGAUGGCAUACACCGGAGUAUGUGCCUGCUUGUUUGACAUCACACCUCAAGACUAUCACCAUAAGAGGAUUCAAGGGAUAUCCGCAUGAGAAGAAAGGGGCAAGGUUUUUGUUCGAGAAUGGUAUUGUUUUGGAUAAGAUGGCUAUCUAUAAUGAUUUAGGUGAGGAAUUUACAUUGUUCCAGAGGGGUUCGGGGACUUGUCUAGCUAUUUGAAUUAGGUGUGAAACGCAAUCAUCGUUCCAUGGGGUUUGGAUUGAUCAUUCUCUCAUCGAUGUUGUAAACUAGAGAAACAUCUUUGUUGGUCUUUCGAUGGAUUAUGAAGAUAUUUAUGGAAUUCCCAACUUUAUAUUU
Malus domestica (apple) is the source of this 1558-nucleotide messenger RNA. Its product is annotated as F-box protein At4g22280-like. The record is from RefSeq and is a predicted model, not a curated record. Lineage: Eukaryota; Viridiplantae; Streptophyta; Magnoliopsida; Rosales; Rosaceae. Gene Ontology annotation, molecular function: protein binding.